Puma concolor (puma) is the source of this 1008-nucleotide messenger RNA. Lineage: Eukaryota; Metazoa; Chordata; Mammalia; Carnivora; Felidae. The record is from RefSeq and is a predicted model, not a curated record.
AUGCCUCGAGGUCAGAAGAGUAAGCUCCGUGCCCGUGAGAAAUGCCAAAAGGCCCGAAGUGAGAGCCAGGGUCUCGCGGGAGCUCAGGCCACUGCAGCAGUGGUAGAGUCUCCCUCCUCCCCCUUGCCUGUUUCUGAGGGUGCUCCCCCGCGCCCCCCUGCAGCAGGUUCUCCCCAGAAGUCUCCCAGGGCCCGGUCCGCCAGCAGCCCUGCUGCAGCCAUUUCGGGCUCUAGUUCUGAUGAAGGUGCCAAGAGCCAAGGGGAGGAAAGCCCAGGUUUGUCCCACGCCCUGCCUUCCUCUGAAAGCGCUCUCAGAGAUCAUCUGAGCAAAGAGGCGGGCCUGUUGGUGCAAUUUCUGCUGCACAAGUAUAAAGUGAGAGAACCCAUUACAAAGGCAGAAAUGCUGCAGAUUAUCAGCGAAGAGCACCAGGAGCAAUUCCCUGAGAUUCUCGGGAAGACCACUGAGCGCAUGGGGCUGGUCUUUGGCCUUGACCUGAAGGAGGUUGACCCCAGCGGUCAGUCUUAUGCCUUUGUUAGGAAAGGGGAUCUUCCCGUUGAAGGGCGUCUGAGCGACGGCGUGGGCUUUCCCAAGAAUGGGCUCCUGAUGCCCCUCCUGAGUGUGAUCUUCAUGAAUGACAACCGUGCCACCGAGGAGGAGAUGUGGGAAUUCCUGAAUGUGUUGGGGGUCUAUGCUGGGAGGAGGCACCCGCUCUUUGGGGAGCCCAGGAAGCUCAUCACCAGAGAUCUGGUGCAGGAAAAGUACCUGGAGUACCGCCAGGUACCCGACAGUGAUCCUCCUCGCUAUGAGUUCCUGUGGGGUCCGAGGGCCCACGCUGAAACCAGCAAGAUGAAGGUCCUAGAGUUUUUGGCCAAAGCCAGCGAUACUGUCCCCAGUGCCUUCCAGGCCCAUUAUGAGGAGGCUCUGCGAGAUGAGGAAGAGAGAGCCCAGGCCAGAGCUGCGGCCACAGCUGCCGCCGGGGCCUCGUCCAGCAGCACUUCUCAUCCCUAG